Molecule: messenger RNA, 1783 nt
Organism: Scleropages formosus (Asian bonytongue)
Lineage: Eukaryota; Metazoa; Chordata; Actinopteri; Osteoglossiformes; Osteoglossidae
Product: pregnancy-specific beta-1-glycoprotein 2
Exons: 7
Coding region: 101-1213 (370 amino acids)
Source: RefSeq, a predicted model, not a curated record
CUGUGCAGCAGAGCCUUCCCUGACACAGUUACAGCAGCCUGAAGGCGACGGUCAGGACAACUUUGUAAGAAGACCUGCAAGUUUAGCACCUCUGGGAGACAUGAAAGUGCUAGACAGGCUUCUCACAAACAGGAAGACCCGCAGUUUGGUGGCGCACGAAACACUCCGGACCCCUGCAGCAGUGCACUUUGUCUUGCUUGUUUACAGCAUAACAGCCACAGUCGACAGCACUUUUUCUCAAGGAAGCGUGGUUUUUGCUGAGCUGCAUGGGUUUGCGAUGUUGACCGCAGACUAUCCUGCAGAGGAAAGCAACCCUAUCCGUGAAAUGGAGUGGAAGAAGAAAAUCAAAGAAAGCACAGAUAAACUCCUCUUGAUGCAUAAAAUGCCAGAUGAAACAAAAAAUUUUGGCUGCGACAACAGAUGCAGUUUCACGAAUCAAACCCUGAUCCUGCAUAACGUAACGGAGGAAGACGAGGGUGUCUAUGAAAUAUCUCUGCUUCUGGCAAAUUCAUCCAUGAUAAUCAAAAAUAUAACGUUAAUAACAUAUCUCCCGCCACAUAUCAGCAUCUCCUCUGAUAACUCCACUGACUCGGGGCUCAAAUUCAGGUGUCAGCUCGGGCCGGGUGCGCUGCGGUCCUACACGUGGCUCAAGGACGGCCAGGCCCUCCCGCAGGACGGGAGACACUCGCUGAGCGAGGGCAACGCGACCUUACUGGUGAGGAACCUGAGCAGCGAGGACUGCGGUAACUACAGCUGCGAGGCCCACAGUGGGGCGUCCAGAAGACAGGCCCACAUUCAGCUUUCUGUUUCAGUUUUGGGGCCAAAUCUAACAUACAGAGAGUCUCUAUUACGAGACAUUAUAAAACUGUGUCCUGCCAGUACCAAAACGUCCAGUGAUUCACCUUCACAGAGUGGAAUAAUGGAAUAUAUGCUUGCAAACCCAACCAUCUUUGGCAUCACGGUUGUCUCUGCAGCCACUGCUUCUAUCUUCACUGUUGCAUUUUUCAUAAUGAAACUCCGAAAGAGGCAGAGGAGUACAGGAAACAGCAACACCAUCUACCAAGAUAAUCACAUCUAUGAGGAUAUUACAGACAUACAGGCUUUUGGCGGUCUGGAGCAUAUCCUGGAAACAUUGGGUGUGAACCAGGCUACACCCAGGAUGCAACACCAGUCAGUCACAGUGUGCCUUGUGAAUUAUUUUUUAUUGACGUGAAACUACAAUAAAAUUAAGUCUUUCGAGAAUAGCGAUCAUCUCCAACAGCUCUUUUUCAAUGGGCUGGUUGCCCAAUUCAUCCCAUAAACAUGUGCAGCAUUCCUUAUGUUAUUGAUCACUGACACUGUGAAACACCAGACACGAGCUGUAAAAACUGGCGGUGAGCGGAAUGAAGGUACCCCUACCCUACUUUUCGUUUCCAUUGUGACUGCAUUUAACUGCCAACUAACGGCUGGGGAUGGUGACACCGAUUAGAACAGUAAAGAAAAUGCAAUUAAAAUAAAAAGUAAAUCUGAGCAUGUUUGUACCUUUAAGAAUUCAGAAUUCUUAUUCUUAUCCUACGGCUGGAUGAGAAGCCAUUGUACUUCAUCCGAACAAGUUAGAGCCCAAGUUCUCUUGAAGUCACCUCAAUACUUAAGACACAGAAACUGCUCAUUUUCCUGUGCAUCGGUAAAACACCAAGAUCUCUCGUAUCUGCCCGUUUCAGUUUCGACUCACGACGCCGGAGGCACCAUCGUUGCUGUGCGUCUACAAAGACUAUAUACCCAAUCAACAGCAAAGUGAAACCAU